CCGGCUCCGCCCCGCAGCUCCACUCGUGUUAUGAAAGCAGAGCAAGUGGGUGUGCGACAAGCGGACUCCUCCGGCCGAAAGAUCCACCACAGUUGUCAACGAUGCUUCGUGUCACCUCCGCCUCCCUCUACACCUACUGCCAGAAGGUGAGGCUGCUGCUGCCUUCCUCUGCGUCUGCCUCCACAGUGAGCUCCCCCAGCAAAAGACUGGAGAACCAGCGCACAGUGGACUCUCUUUACGAGCUGUCAGUGGACAUAAAGAAAGUGCGUAAGUUCAAGGGCUGGGUUCUGUCUGAGAGCUCUGCGUAUGUGACUGAGACGGCGGACCUGCUGAGGGACAUGGGUGCAGACGCAACAGCAAUCGCCCGCAUCCUGGAAACCCACCCUGAGGCCGUCCUGUGUCAGCCGGAGGACGCGGUGGCCCAGAGAGACCUGUGGGUGUCCGUGUGUCCCAACAGGCGUGAGUUGAUGAGCAUCAUAGAAAAGUUCCCGGCCUCCUUUUUUACAUUAACUCACCGUGAAAACCAGCGGGCCAACAUCCUUUACCUCCAGAGCCUUCGCCUUAACAAGAGGAUCAUCAGCAAGCUGAUGGCCAGCGCCCCGCAGAGCUUCAGUCGGCCUGUGGAGCGCAACAAGGAGGUCAUCCACACCCUGAGGGAGACCUACCUGGACCUGGGCGGAGAUGAGGGCAACCUGCGGAUCUGGCUGCAGAAGCUGCUCAGCCAGAACCCGUAUAUUCUGCUGCGGCCGGCUGAGGCCUGGAGGGACAGUCUUGGCUUCCUGAGGGAGCAGGGCUUCACCACGGAGGAGCUCCUCAGUCUUGUCUCCAGCCUCAGAGCCUCCAUCGCAGAGCUGAAGCCUGAGGCCAUGGAGCAGGCGCUGGCCUACAUCGAGGGAGCUCUGGCCUGCUCCAAAGACGAACUCAAGCAAGUCGUGAUCUGCUGCCCGGCCGUUCUGUACUACUCCUUGCCCACCCUGGUGGGGCGGUACCAGGGGCUGAUGGACGUUGGAGUGACCAUGGACCAGGUGAAGGAAUCUCCAAACGUCCUGGAGCUCACCACGCAGAUCGUGCUGUACCGCAUCCAGAAGCUGGCCUCCUAUGGAUACGACGUGCGCUCCGGCAGCCUGGACGUUAUUGUAGGAACCAAGAAGGACUUUGAGAUGACUUACGGAAAGCUGCACCUCCGGCAGCAGCGGCCACUUUUCAACCCUGUAGCUCCUCUGAGAUCCGCAGAGGAUUGAUAUGAUGCAAUUUAAAAUGGGGGUUUUGUGCAAGGAACAGUUUGGGGAAUGUUGUUUGAUGCUGAUUUUGAGAAGUGUUUCACUACUUCAUCUUUGUGCAAUAAGCAUGAAAAAACGAGGUAGUUUAAAAUCCCAAACUUCCAGGAAGACUUGUACUGAGGGCAGCAUCACUACAAACCCAACCAGUGUUGCCUUUACAACAGUCUUCUUAUGUGCUGCUGACACACAGCUGAUGAGCGCUCUCAAAAUAUGACACUGUGUGUUCAAAUUUUUAUUAGUUUUUGGAAGUAUUGCAUUUUAUAUGACAAAUAUGCCAAGGAAUGUACGAUCAAACAUGGAAAUAGAAGAAGUAUGUAAAGGAAUAUACUGUCGAGCACGAAAGAAAUGUAUAGAGAUGAGGGCAAGUCGUUGCCUGUCAGCUCUAUACUUUGAGGUUUACUACUGUAACUAACUGAACUGAUUGUGGUAGCUGGAAAUGGCAGUUGAGCAAUAAACAAGUCAAGGUUAGGUUUUUAAAUUUGAUCAAGUGUACCAGUCUACCAGUGGUGCGGUGGGGUUACUUAUUCAGCAAUGUCUAUUUUACAUAAAGGUGUGAUUUACAAUAAAACCGGGACUAAUUUAAAUGGAAUUCAAA
Stegastes partitus (bicolor damselfish) is the source of this 1875-nucleotide messenger RNA. RefSeq names its product mTERF domain-containing protein 3, mitochondrial-like. Gene Ontology annotation, molecular function: double-stranded DNA binding. NCBI's taxonomy places the organism in Eukaryota, Metazoa, Chordata, Actinopteri, Pomacentridae. Gene Ontology annotation, cellular component: mitochondrial matrix. Gene Ontology annotation, biological process: termination of mitochondrial transcription; regulation of DNA-templated transcription. The record is from RefSeq and is a predicted model, not a curated record. The transcript is spliced from 2 exons. Bases 102 to 1241 code for a protein of 379 amino acids.